AUGUCCACCUCCCCCUCUACUUCCCUUCCACCCCUCCCCCUUCCCCCAGGGAUAACCUCCCUCUACCUCUCAACCCCCACCCUAACCCAUCACCUCCUCGUCUCCGGCUCCCCCUCCCACCCCCUCCUCCUCCUCCUCCACGGCUUCCCCGAACUCUCCUUCUCCUACCGCUACCUCCUCCCCUCCCUCUCCUCCCUCGGCUACCACGUCGUCGCUCCCGAUCAACGCGGCGCAGGCCGCACCACCGGCCACGACACCCGUCCCUUCUCCACCGUCGACCUCCACACCACUACUAUCUCUCGUCUCGUAACCGAUAUGGUAUUUUUAGUUGACGCCCUGGGCCAUAAAGAUGUUGCGUGUGUCAUAGGUCAUGAUUUUGGGGCCGUGGUGGCGGGCUGGUGUGCGCUUGUGAGACCGGAUUUGUUUAAAUCCGUCAUCCUCCUCUCUCAUCCCUUUAAAGGUCCCCCUCUCCUCCCCACUUCCACCCAAACCCCGCCAACUUCAGCUCCCACCGAAGCCAUCCACACCUCUCUCUCCCAGCUCUCCACGCCCCUCAAACACUACAAAACCUACUACUCCACCGCCCACGCCUCCUCGGACCUCUCGACCCCUCUCUCCACCCUCCCCUCCUUCCUCCGCGGCUACUUCUAUCUCAAAUCCGGGCACUGGAGCGGCAACAGUCCUCACCCCUUAACCUCGAUUUCCACCUCGGAACUCCAAAACCUCCCUCCCUACUACAUCAUGCCCCUGCACUCCUCCAUGCGCGACGUAAUCCAAACGCACAUGCAACCCAUCCCCCCCACCUCUCUCUCGCAAAUGGAAACCUGGCUCCCCGACUCCGACAUCGCCGUCUACGCAUCCGAAUACGCGCGCACGGGAUUCCAAGGAAUGCUAAAUUGGUACCGCGUUGUCACAUCACCCUAUUACUCUCAAGAACUCGAGCUUUUCGCAGGAAGAACAUUAGAUGUCCCGAUGCUCUUUGUAAGUGGAGAGAAAGAUUGGGGAAUGUAUCAGGAACCGGGGGUGUUGGAACAGAUGGGGAAAAGGUGUACGAGGUUUAAGGGGAUCAAGGUGGUGCCCGGGGCGGGCCAUUGGGUUAUGCAGGAGAAACCUGAGGAGGUGCUGGAGAUUGUGGAGAGGUUUUUGGGGGAGGUAAAGCGGGAGGGGAUGAGUUAUUGA
This is a messenger RNA of Botrytis fragariae, 1179 nucleotides long. RefSeq names its product putative epoxide hydrolase protein. Lineage: Eukaryota; Fungi; Ascomycota; Leotiomycetes; Helotiales; Sclerotiniaceae. Bases 1 to 1179 code for a protein of 392 amino acids. The record is from RefSeq and is a predicted model, not a curated record. The transcript has 2 exons. Gene Ontology annotation, molecular function: hydrolase activity.